Mugil cephalus (flathead mullet) is the source of this 3200-nucleotide messenger RNA. Its product is annotated as cleft lip and palate transmembrane protein 1-like protein. Gene Ontology annotation, cellular component: endomembrane system; membrane. The transcript is spliced from 17 exons. NCBI's taxonomy places the organism in Eukaryota, Metazoa, Chordata, Actinopteri, Mugiliformes, Mugilidae. The record is from RefSeq and is a predicted model, not a curated record. Bases 205 to 1797 code for a protein of 530 amino acids.
CAUCUGGAUGCAGAUAACCGGAAGCAUCCCGCGAGGGAGGAAGCGUGGGGAUUGCACUAUUUGACGCUUUAUCCGAUUAUAGCAUUUAGGACAGUUACGCCCAUAAACAAACAAACAAAAAAAAUAAUAAAAAAUAAAUAAAACGCCCUUUUGUUUUAUUUUGUUCUUAUUUUUGCUGUUGGAAAGCCAGCAUCCACAGCUGCCAUGUUCCCAUCUUGCAUCUCCAAACCUGCGGACAGCGGCGGUAAGAGGAGCUCCGUGGCGAAGCUGCUGCUCGGGGUGUUCGUGGUUUACAUGCUCCACACCGCCUGGCUGCUCUACGGCUUCCUCAACACCAAACCCUGCGACCGAUCCAGGGGAGAGCACUGCGUCGCCUCCUACCUGGCAGUCAGACCCAGACUACAGCUGAGUGUCUUUACCUGCCUCCUGCCAGACAACAGUCAGCUCAACCUUGCAGUGAAAAUAGACCCGUUUGACCCUCACUCCACAUUUGAGAGGAGGGUGAACGUCUCCCUGCCAGAGGAGACUCGGGCUAAUGGCACUCUGUAUGCGGUUGUCUACGUUCACAAAGCUGGUGUUUCACCUCUGGAGGACAGCAGAGAAGUCCACUAUGCAGCUCAGCUCACCACCUACAUCACUCCUCCACACGCAGAGGGACAGAAAAACACGCAGAAGAGUCCCAGACCCGUGUCCCACUGGAGGCCUCACCUGUCCGUCACCAUGAUGUCCGAGGACUUCACCUUCAACAAGGCGGGGCUUCCCAGCGAUGUGCGUCGCUACAUGAGAGUUUCUCAGGACGGCAGACAGAUGAUCUACCUCCCCCUGCUUCUGGUUAAUGAGCUCAACUUCAGAGUCAGAGACCUCAUGGAGAUCAGUAGCAGCACGUUGCAGCUCCCUCUGACUGUGUCGUAUGAAGGAAUCUCUCUGAGAGGAUUCAGGUUUUGGGUUCAUCUGCAGGACAUGGUUUACUCGCUGCGACAGUUUGGCUUCACAGAGGAGAACAUCGACGAGAUUAAAGAAACUCUGGUGGGAUCCAACCUCUACCUGUUAGUGCUGACUGCAAUGAUCACGGCCCUACAACUCAUCUGUGAGUUUCUGGCUCUUAAAAAUGACAUCAGCUCGUGGAGAAAGAAGAAGAGCAUGGUGGGAAUGUCCCGGAAGUCAGUCCUGUGGCGCAGUCUGAGCACUUUGCUGAUUUUCCUGCAUCUGCUAGAGGAGACCAGUCUGCUGGUGCUGCUUCCAGUCGGACUGGGCGCAUGUGUCGAGGUGUGGAAGGUGUUCAAAGUGUUUAAGAUCCAGCUGCAGUGUAAAAGCAACAAGCUUCAUGUGAAUAAGCUGGAUGAAGAGGAGAGGAAGACGGUGGAGUAUGACACACAGGCGUCCAGAUACUUGUCCUACUUGGUGUAUCCUCUGUGUAUCAGCGGGGCCGUUUUCUCUCUGGCCUACUUACGCCAAAAGAGUUACUAUUCCUGGUUGAUCAACACCCUGGUGACUGGGGUAUAUGCCUUCGGCUUCCUGUCUAUGGCCCCUCAACUCUUCAUCAACCACAAGCUGAAGUCUGUGAGCCACCUGCAGGGGACAGUGUUGAUGUACAGAGGAGUGAACACACUGAUCUCAGAUCUGUGCUCCUGUGCCUCCUUUUUCUCCUCUACGGGAUCCUUCUCCUCUUCUCAUCAGCUCUCCUGCUUCAGAGAUGAGCUCCUCUUCUUCCUCUACCUUUACCAGAGAAGACGUUACGCCUCCAAACCCAGAAGACGAGAGCCUGUCACCCACACCAAGAAAGUGAAGACUCAGUGAAUUCUCGUCCAGACACAACAAAAAAAAAAGAAGGAAAAAAAAGGGAAGAACAGACGGGAAACAAUCAACCUGGAGGAUGUGAGAGACAGAGACUCAGGCAGGACGUCUGUCCGUGUGAAAGACACAUCAGCUAAUGGCUGAUCUUGAGACAGGCUGCUCUGCUUCAGACUCUGGAGGACUGACGUGUGCUCGUGGUGCUGCUGCUUCUCGCUUGGCGUCGGUGAGGCUUCCCCCCUUUACUGCUGCAGUGAGCGCACUCAUCUAGAGACAUCUCUGCCGAACGUUUUAUGCUGGGUUACGUCCUGUCGAGUCUAUUAGCAGCGUCGCGUCACCACUUACGACAUGAAUUUAUUUGUCAGACUGGGCCCAUAAAGGAGAUUUACAACAUCCUGUGGGUGAUCUAAUCCAUAGCUCAAUCACAUUUAGGCAAAUUCUGACUUUAAAUUACUUUUAUUCACCUGAAAUGACACAGCCUCCUUCCAAAAUAUAAUAACGACAUAAAAGACUCAUCAUUAUUUCUCAGCUUUUAUUGACAUGUGAACAAAAAGUGGCGUAUCUAAAAUGAUUAAGUCACAGUUUAUGUGAAAAUCCAAAGUUCUACAUCAUCCCUAAUAGUCCAAGCCGAUAUAAAGCAUCGUAAUUGUCCUGAUUCACUGGGAACAACCGUUUGAAUCAACUCAACAGGUGAAAAACAGCAGCUCUCUGCAGUUGACUGUGUGUAUAUAUAUAUAUAUAAAAAUACUGCUGACACGUUCUAUCAAACAGCAAUCAUUUCCUUUUUCAAACAAUUUCCCCAAAAGCAGAUGAACAGAUUUCCUCUCUGAGGAAAAAACAGAAUGUAAAAUAAUAUCUGAGCAUCGCUUUGGGUGGCACAGAAAACCACGAGUCAGCAGUGAGAAGGUCGGACCUGCAACAUGAAGCACUUUUUUUUUUCUCUCUCUCAUCAUCCAGAUUAGGAAACAAAAUAAAUUUCUGACGCUUGCACGUCACAGGCCUGGAGCCACGUGUGAAGGUGCCAGGGUCUGAUCAGGCUGCAGGUGACGUCCUGACACAUCCGAGGAUGCUCAGUCACUGCCUGAUGGGUAUUUAAUGUCCAUCCUGUCACGAGUCUUCCUCUGUGUCUGCAGUCAUGUGUUACAUGCUGAGUUAUGUUCUGUUUUGAAGUGUGCAACAAAACGGUUUUUAAAAGGCUGAUUUUACAGUGUGCAAAGGGAAACGGUGCUCGCAUAGAAAUGAAUUCACUUUUAAAUACUUUAAACGUACGGUUCUGCUGUUAAGUUGUAAAAACAUGUCUGCUCCUGCAGAUUGCAUCACCUAGCAACAUAGACACAUGCUUGUUUAUUGUUUUUAUGUUGUAUAUGUAAAGGUAAUGAAAGACGGAUAAAAAAAAAAAUGCAACUGGC